ACCGCCGCCAUCUUGUGCGCGUACCUAGGCGAGCGGCCCCUCGGCGCGCCAGCGGCCCUCCAGCGUCCUUCUCUCGCAGCCACCUUCGGGCAGCCAGCGGUGAGGGAGAAGCGGGAGACCCGGCUGCGACGACGAGGCCGCCCGCUCCGCUCCUCCUUCCCUCCCUCCCUCCCGCGGGAUUUGUGGUGCUGCGCUGGGGGAGGAUAAAUGGUGCCCAAGGCAGACAGCGGCACCUUCCUCCUCCUCUUCCUCCUAGUGCUCAGCAUCACCGAGCCGUUGCGGCCAGAGCUGCGCUGCGUACCAGGGCAAUUUGCUUGCCGCAGUGGUUCGAUCCAGUGCAUCCCCCUGAACUGGCAGUGCGAUGGAUGGCCCACCUGUGAGGAUGAGAGUGAUGAAGUUGACUGUCCGAAUUUCACUGGAGACCAGCGAAAUUAUCACGGAAAGGAGAGUGUGGACUCCAGGCAUAAUCGCAGAAGAGGAGGGGACACAACCCGCUUUCACACAGUCAAUAUGGCACAGCCAGUUCGGUUUAGCAGCUUCCUAGGGAAAUGCCCGUCAGGAUGGCAUCAUUAUGACGGCACCGCCAGUUGCUACCGAGUAUAUUUGAAUGGGGAGAACUACUGGGACGCUGUGCAGACGUGCCAGAGGGUGAAUGGCUCGCUGGCCACCUUCAGCACUGACCUGGAGCUCAAGUUCAUCUUGCAGCAGGAGUGGGACUCGGAAGAGAAGGCCUUUGGGCGGAAGGACCAGCGGAGGUUAUGGGUUGGAUAUCAGUUUGUCAUCACGAACCGAAACCAUUCUCUGGAAGGUCACUGGGAAGUCGCCUAUAAAGGUUCAUCAGAAGUAUUCCUGCCACCUAAGCCUACAUUCAGCACGUCCGUGUCUGAAAAUGAAAACAUCCUGUGUGCCCAGUUUCAGUGUUCACAUUUCCCGACCCUUCGGCACCGUGGUUUUCACAGCUGGUAUGCUGAAAACUGCUACGAAAAAUCAUCAUUCCUUUGCAAAAGAAGCCAAACCUGUGUGGAUAUCAAAGACAACAUUGUGGACGAAGGCUACUAUUUCACCCCCAAAGGAGAAGAUCCCUGUUUAAGCUGCACGUGUCACAAAGGAGAGCCGGAGAUGUGUGUGGCGGCCCUGUGUGAAGGGCCCCAGGGCUGUCAGCAGUAUCGCAGAGACCCCAAAGAGUGCUGCAAAUUUACAUGCUUGGAUCCAGAUGGCAACAGCCUCUUUGACUCCAUGGCGAGUGGCAUGCGUCUCAUCGUGAGCUGCAUCUCCUCCUUCCUGAUACUAUCCCUGCUGCUGUUCAUGGUCCAUCGGCUGCGACAGAGGCGUCGGGAGCGCAUCGAGUCCUUGAUUGGGGCAAACCUGCACCAUUUCAACUUAGGCCGCAGGAUGCCUGGUUUUGAUUAUGGCCCGGAUGGUUUCGGAACUGGCCUCACUCCGCUGCAUCUUUCUGACGAUGGGGAAGGCGGGGCGUUCCAUUUCCACGAUCCUCCUCCGCCCUACACGGCUUACAAAUACCCGGAUAUUCAGCAUCCAGAUGACCCUCCUCCCCCUUACGAGGCUUCCAUCAACCCGGAUGGCAUCCUUUGUUCUCCCCCAGGUGGAGUUCAUUCCCAGACAGGACUGAACAGCCAGCCGUCGCUAGGAAACAGCGACGUAUCACCACAACUCACAGAAGAGUCGCUUCCUCCUUCUCUCGGCCCUUCCCCAGUCGAACUGGAAGACUCUGCCGACAGUAGCACCCUCCUUGUACCGCCUGACACGCCCUUAAGCGAAAGCGCACCGGCAGAGACUCUUGCAGGAAGCCGGCACAGUCACUGUUCCCUGAAUACCGUUGUAUAAAGGAAAAUAAAAAGCUUCCUGCCGGUCAGAAAUAAAUUUGAGCAACUGUUUGCACACCAGAGAUACAGAUGGACGAUCAUCGGUGGACCGAACUUCAGAAAUAAGCUCCACUUCUUUGUUUCCUUUUUGAACACUAUUCUUCUGUUCUAGUUUAGAAUCGUGCCUCUUGGCUCUUGCUGUCAUUCUCCAUACUGGUUGGGUUGCCCUCUUAAAAAAAUGGAUCGUAGAAGCUGCACUCCCCCCCCCCCCCCACUGGCUAUGGGGAAAAAAGUAAAGGAUUUUUUUUUAAAAAACUUUAUUUUUAAAGAGGAAAGGAAAAAGCGUAGAAUGCUUUUGUUGUCCCUCUCCCUUCUCCUUUUACAUUACAGAAAGGAAACCAUGAAGAAUUGUCACGUAGAGAGACUUAAAAGAACCCAGAACUUCAGGACUGCAGUAUCUGGGAAGCAGGUGUUGAAGAAGAAUGUUGCGAGUAGCCAGCUGUUACGGAAUCUCUGACUGUCUCCUUGUUCUUAUGCUCAGUCCUCAAGCAGAGAAGGCUGGAGUCUGGUGCUGCCAGGUUGUCUUUUUUUUCUUUUUCUUUUUGGAAUAAAAUAAUGAUCCCUGGCAGAUUGAAGCACGAGCCGAAGACAGGCUCUGAGACACAGUUUGAUCAUCAUGUAGCUUCCACCACUGUUUUGAAAGAGGGUACCCCAUGAGGGUAAAAGAGUAUGAAUACUUGGGUAGGGUUUUUGGGGGGUGGUGUGCAAAGUACAGAGAGCCUGGUGUGGAUUUGGCAAGUAACAACCUGUUUUGCUUUCCUGUAACCCUGCAAGUCUUGUACUGUGGCUGGUAAACGUGGUGUCCUGCAAACAAAUGCAGGCCUCUAACAGACUCUGUGCAUUUUUAGGUACACGAGCGUUUGGGUGGGGGGUGGGGGGAGAUGGCGGUGUGGGAAUAACCCCAUAGCUGUUUAAACAAUAUCACUCAGUUUGAGCAGUCAGUCCAGGUCCUUCUCUUCCCCUCCCUCAUCCUUCACAAUUCUGGUUUUCAUUUUAAAUUGUUUGUUUUCCUCACUUAGGGCCAAACUUUACGUUUUUGGGCAAGUUGGGUUGGGGUUUCCCAGACCCAGGGCUUUUUUUCAGCUGGAACGCGGUGGAAUGGAGUUCUGGAACCUCUUGAAAAUGGUCACAUGGCUGGUGGCCCCGCCCCCUGAUCUCCAGACAGAGGGGAGUUUAGAUUGCUCUCCACACCGCUCCGCGGAGGGCAAUCUGUCUGGAGAUCAGGGGGCAGGGCCACCAGCCAUGUGACCAUUUUCUCCGAGGGCAACCCACUGAGUUCCACCACCUCUUUUCCCAGGAAAAAGCUCUGUCCAGACCCAACUUGCUUUUUCUGCUGUCACGCAGUAGCUGUGGGGAAAGGCAUUUCUAAGGUUCCUAAGAGCUCAGUUCUGCUUGGAACUUCAGUGUGGGGGGAGGAAGGCAGGGCCUCUGCUCACCCCCAUGCCGCAGUUCCAAGCAGAAUCCGGACUCCUGGGAACCUUAAAAAUGCUUUUCCCUGCAGCUGCUGCGUGACAGCAGAGAAAGUGAGUCAAGUACAGGAGACUCCAUCCCAGCUUACCAAAAAACGUAAUAUGUAGUUUGGCCCUACACAGUGAGGUUCAUCCAAGCCUUAAACUAUCAUCUUAAAAUUGGACGGCAAAGAAUAUGAUCUCACGUGUUAACAUGGCAGUGAACAUUGCGGCUAAUGACCUUUGCUCAUUGGUUGCAGCCGGGAAAUUGGAAUCAAAGGUUUGCCUGUUUCUGCCUUCAUCGGCUUGGGUACCUGGUCUUUUGCAGAGCUGUCUCCAAAUCCGAGAACUUAACCUGGUUUGACAGGAGGAGGUUGUGUGGAAUGUGUGUUCCUGUUGCCUUAUGAAGGGCAGUAAGCCUGGAGGGAUCAGGACGAAGUGUUAACAGGACACGAGCACUCCUCGAGACAAGUUGCACUUGCCAUCCAGCCUAGCUGGCUCUGAACCUGACUUGCCAGGAUGCCAUCCUGCUUUGGCCCUCCCCGUUGUGUAAACACUCCUUCAGAUUUGCUGUCCUUCUGUGUAUUAUAUUGAGGGCGGGUGGCUCUUGGUCCGAUUCCUCUGUGGGGGCUUGUGAUGUUGUACGCCACACAAGCUGGGAGAACACAGCUCCUUGGCGGAGCGCAUGCUGAGGGCUCCGGGUUCAGUCUGUAGUGAAAAGUAUCUCUAGUUGCCCAGCUGGGAAAAGAACCUAGAAGACUACUGCCAUAGUAGGUGGUGCUGGGCUGGAUGGUUCCAGAUUCUGCUUAGGUUUAAGGCAGCUUCAUAUGUUAAUGUAUCAUUUGAUGGUUGCCCGUGAACAAUCGUAAACCCAUUGGAGACAAUUGGCAGUGCAGCAAUCAUGCUAAUGUUUAAGCACAUUAGGGAAUCACUGCUAGGAAAUCCCAUUCAUGAGGUUGGUAUAGACUUGGCCAUAGGCUAAAGUUGGCUAGAAUCACUCUGUGGCUUUCCCCCCGCAGCUCAGCUGACUCUGCAGAAGUUGCCCCCCUGGAAGUAACAGUGGAACUUUGUCUUACAAAAAGAUCCCACAUUCAGUGAGCAGACUUCAGGACUAGAAGUCAUGGGUGCUGUUUUGCAUGGUGGCCCAGCAAGCUGGAUGUGAUGCCUUCACGAGACAAAGGCCCUUGUUAAAUCUGUUUGGGGUGGUUGUAGAAAUUGCUGCACGAAUGGAGAAUGUCAGUCCUGUGGAUCCCCACCCCGGCUGCCUUGAACGCGCGGUACAAAGUGAGGGGAGCAGUUCUUCGCCCAGAGGACUUACAACAGCUUUGGGUUUGUGAACUGUCAAGUGCUGAGUUGUUGGGUGGCUGGGCAGCUGCGAGUGGAGUCCUGUGUUCAGCGUCUGGUGAUUUCCUGAGCGUUUCUGAAGUAUGAAAAUAAAAGCGGGUUUUGUGCGUUUUUAGCACACUCAUAAGUUUUAUACAUUGUAGGUACUGACUUUUUUCUUUAGUUUUAUAUGUGUGCGUGUGUGUGUGAGAGAGAGAAAGAGAGUGAGAGAGAGAGAGAGAGUGAGAGAGAGUGAGUGUGUAUGCGUGUGUUCCAGAUGGAGAAUAUACCUACAUAUACUGCAGUUUGUGAGCUCGUGCAAAGUGCCGCAGCAAAUGCCGAGGUAGGAGCCGUGGUGUUUGGAUUCACUGUACAGUAGAACCAGGGCGUGGCCAGUGCACCACUGGGCAAAAUGGAAAUCCCACGGUGCUAUAUUAGGCUUAAAUUUCAAACCUCUUACGCACUGGGCUUUAUUUCCUUUUUUCCCUCCAGAGUUUGAACGUUUACUUUCUCUAUUUUCCCUGAGAGUAGUAUUGAGGAACCUCAUCUGGAGGCUUGUGUUAGCAAUCCAACUGAGCAUCACAACUGAUACUGUCAUACACAGCUGAAUCGUGCGUAUUUCAGUGUGGUUGUGGAUUGCUUGUGCAGCUUAUCUGGGGAGGAAAGGGGAAAGUCGUGUGGCUGCUUACUUCUGGAUAGCAUGGCCACCCCUGGGAAGGAAGCAGCCUCUUGAAAUCUUUCCAGGUGGCUUGGUUUAGUUUUGCUGUUCUCUUUUCACUUGAAGGUCCUGGAGCUUUCCAGGUUGUGUCCAAUGACCUCCUUCCACCACCCCUGCUUUGGUCAGAGGGAGGCCAUUAGCUCCAACUGGUUCCCUUCUGUUGGUGACGCUCAUUCAGCAGUAAAGAUUCUGUGUGACCUUUUGUCGCGAGCAGCUGAUUUGGGCUCACUCUGUAGCAAGUGCAUUUGCACAUUAAAAGUCUCUUGGGUUUGGUCUUUGUAGCUGCGGUUUCAGCAAGUUUGCAGACUUGAUCUAAGAGUUCAGGACCAAUUCGAGUAAGGUGACAACAUUGGAGUGCAGUUGACUCUGUCUCAGAAGGACUAAACGGAAGAGCGCUUGCGACAUUUCUGUUGUGAACAAUGAUGGAGCAGGGGCAUUAUACUUUGGAGGGAGGGACCUAUUUUACCUCUUUUUUUUAUGAUAGCCCCUUGAUUCAAGGAAGUGACAAUAGAUUACACAUUACUGCUAUCACGCAGAGCUCUAUGUGAUGACUGUCACAUUAAACUUUGCAAAUUAAACCCCCAACAACAAAGAUGUACUAGGAAGGAAGUUUUUACUGGCUGUGAGGAUAAGAUGGUGGGGAUUAUUGUUUGUUUCUAGAAGCAAAAAUGAUUAAAAAGUAGGUGUGAAAAUAUUCAAGGAACGCAGAAUUCCAUAUAGGGAUGUUGUACUAACUUUGAGUCUGCAGACUGUGCUUUGGGUGCCAUCCUGCCAGAGUUAAAUGCUUGUAUCUCUCAUUCAUUUGAAUGGGAAAGAAUAUACCUGCAUCUUUGCCCAUUGGAUUAAAUGGAACUUUGUUUGGAUCAUGGCUCUUUCUCCUUUUAUUCAGUGCUGUGCCCCCCCUUUCCCUUUCAAAGCAACUUAAAAUAUGUGUUUUCCUGUUACCAAAAUUUGAUGCUCUGUCUUGAAUGGAAAAAUUGAGUGACUUUUCAUAUUGGGGCUGCAGUGUUCAAUCAGUUAAUUGGCGAAAUUAUCCAGUUAAGAAUAUGAAUACAUUUUAAACUUGAACAUUUUUUGAAUGAAAAAUGCCUCCCUAACCAAGCAACAGAUUUUAAAAGUCUUAAGUCUUUACAAAACCUGCAGAUAACCAAUUACAUCUUGGAGGAGGCAUUCCUUUUUGUGUGAUAGAAAAGUGGGAAUACUUCUUUGAAGACAGGUGCCCCAUCUGAAAACAAAGCAUGCCUUUUUUUUUUUUAAGAGUUGACUUGUUUUUCUUGCACAACUUUGUGCAGGCUUAGUUAUGCAACAGGAUCUUUCAUCACUUUUAAAAAACCAGGUGACAGCUCUAGUUAUCGACAAGUGAGCAGUGUUAAUUGCCUAUGUGACAUGGGAACACAUCCCAGAUCUUUUUCAUUGAAGAACUUGGCUGCAGUCCUAUGCAUUCCCCUCUUACGGGUACAGAUGAAGCCAGCCAGCUUGCCAGAGGUAUGCACCAAAGAUCAGGAGUGAAAGGGUGCUUGGCUUUUGGCUCUUAGCCUCUAGCUUGUCCCUGGUGGGUCUUGGCGCUUCCAGGAGCACCGACGCAUGACGCCAAGCACUAUAAUAGUCAAAAGCAGAACUUGAGGCCCAGAAGACUGGGAAUGGACAACAGACACUUUAGAAGGAGGCUUCCAUUUGAUACCCAUUGACAAGUCCUCCUGGGCAGACUGUAUUUCCCUGUGCCCCACCAGUAGUAGCAGGCUGCUGCUGGUGGGAUUUUAUAGCAUGUACCUGGGCAUAUGUAUGUAAGGGUGAGGUAGGUGAGGAGUUGCUAGUGAGGGUACUGGUAUGAGGAGAACAGGCUGGUGAAGGGGAGAAAAGGGUUGUCAAGCGGUGACCGUCUUUCCAGUCCCUCUCUUAUAAAGCAUUCCUCAUCCUUGAUUUAAUACGAAGUGAGGAGGCUGGCCAGGUACAUAUAACAGAAAUCUCGGCCUGAUCCUUACCUGCACAGGUGAAGUGUGUGACAACCAGAGGCAGGGCUUUUUUGGUGGUGGCACCUUUCCUUUGGAAUGCCCUCCCCCUUGAGGCUUGCCUGGCUUCUACUUUAUUCCCCUUUAGGUGCCAGGCCAAAACCUUUCUCAUUACCCAGGCUUUUAACUGAAGAUUUCCAAUUUUUAAAAGCUGUUUUAGGGUCUGCUCCUAGCCUGAGGACUAUCAACUUUGUUUUAGAUCACUCUAUUCAUGUGCUUUUAUGCAGUGGCUUGCUUUUACUGGCUAUUUUUAUUGGCAUGCUUUUGUUGAUUUUAUUGGCUUUGUUUUUGUCUUGUUAAUAUUUGAAGUUUCUAUUGUUGUUUGCUUAGAUCUCAUACUGUUUUAUUAUUCUGUUUUAUUUCACAAAAUGCAUAACCUGCCUUUCUGCCUUCAUAAGGACUGGGAAGGCAACAUACACAUUUUCUAAAGAAGAAAAAAACCAGCGAUGAGCCUGAACAUUUCUGAGAAUUCCCUGCUGAACAGUCUCUGGGCGUGACCAAAGGAGAGAGUCAAAAUUCCAUUGUUCCUUUGACACAGAUUUUUGCCCUGAGCUUCAGUUUAUUAGAGUACCUUUUGGGACACAGCUCUCUCGUAUGCUGACUGCCUCAGGGACAGUCUUAUUUGGCAUGGAGACCAGUCUCCCAUUAUAGUCUGGGACAGUGUUCCCUACUGCCUGUACUUGGCUGUAUGGUCCAUUAAUAAUAGCAUUCUUCUUUUCAAUGAGGUGCACCUCCACUGAGGAUCUCUGCAUGAAUACAUCCCUUCCCAGUUUGGAAACUGGGGGAGGGGGCAGCCAACAGGCACCGCUGCACCACACAUUCUCUGUUCAUUUCAAUGUGGUUGGUUGUGGGGUGGGUUUCUCCACUCUGCUUGUUAGACUUUUCCCUGCCUUGAUCGGUAAACAUCGGUUGGUGAGAGAGAUGGCAGCCAUGUUCCAAACUGGGUUCUACGACCAGUUCAUUUUUUCAGCUGGAUUUUGUCUAGCAAGCAAGGGCUAAGUGAAAAACAGAGGGCUGAAUGUUUUCAGUGCAAAAUAGGAGCUCCUGCUGGGGGAGAUCACAACCUCCACCCCCACAUGCACAUUUCUCCUUUUUUUCUGCCGGUGUUUCUAAAUGCCAUUUCUUCCCAUUUUCAUCCUAGACGCCAGAGUGCGAGCAGAAAGGUAUUGCCUUCACCCUGUUUUCACUUCAUACACCACACAGCCAAGUUUCCUUGGCUAUAGGUGGCGGUAUGAAUAUAAAAUGGAGAGAAGGCAUUGUGUUUCCUUUUCCCACUCUCGUAUUGUUAGAGAAGCUUGUGGAACAAAAUGCCACCUGGCAUCAGUGGCAAAUGUGAGCACUUGGCCCCCUGCUUUGAAGUCCCAUUAAAAAACCCACCCAGAAUCUCCCUUCUCCCAGUUUUUGUGCUGGGCUAAGGUGCCCCCUUGUCCUUGCGAGCAUGAAGAGCUGGUUCUCAUUUCUUUGGGCCACUUCUUUCAGGUAUGGGUAAUGGCGGAUCUUUUGUGACCACACUUGAGUCCUGUACACUGAAUGCUAGACUUCUGUAUGCCUGGGAGGCAUGUUCUGUGUGUGUGUGUGCGUGGUGCGUGUAUGCAUGAACAAAUGAAUGAGGGCCUGCUUUUUCCCUUUCGGAAAUCCUGUACAGCCACGGCUGGGAUUGCAGACUCCUUGUGCGUCAUUGAUUUGGGACUGGAUAUAAUUGUGGCAGUGUGUGUAUAAAAAGAUUUUGAUAUUCCAUGAAAUACUAUGUAGAAAUGAAAUUUGAUACUGUAAUAAUUUGGUCUCUGUGACAUUUUAUGUUUCAAUGUUUUAAAUCUUUUUGGGUGGAGUUAGGAGACUUGAGGAGGAGGAGGAGGGUGGGAUGGGAUUGGGUUGACACUAAUCUUUUAUUUUUCUCAAGAUGCUGUGAGAAACAUUUCAUCCAAAUGCCAAAUAAAUUGUUUUCUGUAAA
Molecule: messenger RNA, 9332 nt
Organism: Eublepharis macularius
Lineage: Eukaryota; Metazoa; Chordata; Lepidosauria; Squamata; Eublepharidae
Gene: DGCR2
Product: DiGeorge syndrome critical region gene 2
Exons: 10
Coding region: 208-1845 (545 amino acids)
Cellular component (GO): membrane
Molecular function (GO): protein binding
Source: RefSeq, a predicted model, not a curated record